CGGUUCUGGUAUUUAGUAUUAGGGAAAAGUUCGAGUGCGUGACCGGGUCAGCUAUGUCUUGAAGGCGCAAGACACACUUGACAUUGGCGUGUGUAGUCUUUGGGACAUGGACUGGGCGGAAAGGCCUGGUUAAGUUCUUAGGCAAACAUAACGGAACCGAAAAAAGGCGUUGCCAUGACUUUCAGAAGAUGCCUUGGAGACUGGAAAAACGAGUCCUGAGACGCUGACGUCAUGAAAUCGAUGACCCUUCGAUGGCUUUGCCUGCUCUGCAUAAGCCUCCCUGUACUAUUCUGGUUCAGCCAUGUGAUCACACGGGAGGGUUCAGCCCGCGUCGCGAAGCAAAGUGUUGGACUACGGGGAUACGUGAGGGUCAGCCCGGACACCGCGGAACAGUUCUUGAACGUGCACUUCAACCAGUGUGCCUUAGUUUCCAGUUCCGGCCAGAUGCUCGGAGCGGGCCUGGGCGCCGACAUCGACAAAAUCCAGUGCGUGAUCCGCAUGAACAACGCUCCCACCUUGGGCUACGAGAAGGACGUGGGCAACCGAACGAGCGUGCGGGUGGUGUCCCACACCAGCGUCCCGCACCUGGUGAAGAACCAGCGCUACUACUUUGAAGAAGCGGCCAACACCACGUAUGUGUUCUGGGGUCCGCAGAGGAAGAUGAGGACGGACGGGAAAGGCGGCGUCUUCAACACUCUCCUGAGGAUAGCAAAGACGUAUCCCGAUGUCCGGAUGUACGCCAUGACGCAGGAAAGAGUGGAGCACUGUGACCAAAUCUUUCAGAAUGAAACCGGAAAAAACAGGUUGAAGUCGGGAGCGUAUCUCAGCACGGGAUUCUUCACGAUGAUUCUUGCUAUGGAAAUGUGCGACAGCAUCCGCGUGUAUGGCAUGAUCAACACCGACUACUGCAGUGGAACCAAUCACAGCGGGGCCUCCUACCAUUACUACGAGCGGGGCAAGAUGGACGAAUGCCGCAUGUACAGAAUGAACGAGCGGACGCAGCACGGCGGACACCGCUUCAUCACGGAGAAAGCCAUUUACGCCAAGUGGGCUUCGAGUCACAAGAUGGAGUUUCAACAUCCUUCUUGGAAUAUUUCCAAUUUAAAACUAUCCUGACUCGCUUCGGUGGAUUUCUAGCAGGAAGUUGUCAUAAAAGCACCACCCUGACGAUCACUUAAAUUACAGAAAGCUGAAAUGUGCACAAAUUUUUUUUUUAAGAGAUGUGCAUUUCUUAACUACUAUUUUGCACAAUUUACUGCUGCUUUUUUCCUAAAUAUUAAUUUUCUUAGACUUAGCUGAGAUAGACACCAGCGCCCCUAGCGACCCCAAAGAGAAUAAGUGGUAGAAAAUGGAUGGAUGGAUGGAUGGAUGGACUUUAAAGUGCAACAGGGUGUGGACUUUAAUGCCAUGAUGGGUAUUGUUGUAAUGUUAUAUGAGCAUUUCAUAGGAAUACAGUCUAGUAUCUGUCUCACGAGAUCAAAUACUCAAGUUAUUUUUUUGAGCCUAAAAAGACACCAAUUUUACUGAAGUGUAAAACCAGUCCGAUGGAAGCGUUAUAAAGAAAUAUUGAAGGAUAAGGAGGCUAAGGAAGUCAAAAAAUAAGAAUAAUUUAGCAUAGAUCAGGGUUAGCUUUGAUACAUUUUCAACUUUAAAGAUGCAAAAAGCAAUCCAAUGUAGGUCAAUACAUGCUUUGAUUUAUAGCUGACACAGCAAAUUAGUGUAAUGUCUAAUUAGGGCUGUCAAAUAUAUUUAAUCGCGAUUAAUGAAAUUUACUAUAGGAAUUAAUCGGGGAUAUCAUUUUUUUUAUCUUUCAAAAGUGUGCCUUAGAUCAGUGGUUCUUAACUGUUUGGACCCGGGAACCCACUGAAUGAGUAAUCCUAAUCUUGAUUUUAAUCAUAUAUUAUUAUAUUAUAUCUAACCAACUUACUUCUCAGUUUUGUCAAAUGAUAUGAAGCUAUGUGGUAAUUACCUAAAUUAUUAUCAAGACUUAAGUCAGGCUGAUUACAAAAUAAAUACUAAUCAAACAUACAGCCCUCUUAAAACGGAUGAAAAAUACAAUCACGCAGUGCUGAAAUGAAUACAUUCCAACUAAAUUGGUAAUGAAUAAUAACACGUUUCAUAAUUAAACUCUUAAUACAAUUAAAGUGCAAAUGAAAAAACAGCUUUAGCACUUCAGUCAUAUUUUUUGCACUUAAGAAACUUCUGUCUGACUUUAGCGCUGGACUUCUUCUGUUUGUUUGAUAUUGUCAUUACUGCCACAAGUGGUGGAAAAAUGUAUUACAACUGAGUACCGCAUAUUGUGAAGUGAAUUGUGAAUUAUAUUUAUAUAGCGCUUUUCUCAAGUGACUCAAAGCGCUUUACAUAGUGACACCCAAUAUCUAAGUUACAUUUAAACCAGUGUGGGUGGCACUGGGAGCAGGUGGGUAAAGUGUCUUGCCCAAGGACACAACGGCAGUGACUAGGAUGGCACAAGCGGGAAUCGAACCUGCAACCCUCAAGUUGCUGACACGGCCACUCUACCAACUGAGCUAUGCCGCCCCGCUGAGAAACAUAUCACGGCCCAAAAAUGGACCCUGGCCUUAUGGUUAAGAAACUCUGCACUAGGUCAUUAUUAAGUUUCUAAUACCAUCAACAUGGCAUUGGACACUUUGUAUUCUGCAAACGUUAGUUCAAUAAACAUGCUAUUUUAAACCGCACAUUACAAAAUAGAAACUAACACUCUCUCACACACACACACACACACACACACACACGUACUCUCUCACUAUUUAAAAAAACUGUUUUGGGAGGCCACUCUUUUUUUCUUUGUCUAUUUUUCUGCUCUGCAUUUGUCACUGUUCGUUGCUGCGCCGCAGGUGCGUUUUCCCGCAUUUACGGUGUGGGGACACAAAAAAUUGGGCCGCUAUAGGAAAUGACCGUUUACUCCCUAUUGGGAUUGAAAGUGUGGCGUAAAAAAACAUUGUUUGAAUUGUGGGUCUUGCUUGACUCUGAGUAGCUUAUGGCUGAAUACAACACUCCGUGCUUAAAGUUUGUUUUUUUCUUUAGCAAGUUAUAAAAAAGUCGCAAACGUGGGCAUCACUUACAAUCGCUUCAGGAAAAAAAGAGUUUUGCCGAGGUUUUUCCUGGUUUCUUGCGUGAAAACAAAGCCGUAGGAAGUUGGAUUAUGAAGCUAAAAAAAGAGACUGAAUAGCCGCCGUGAGACAAUCGAACAUGACUUUUAACGCCGUCACCUGGUGCAUGUUGGUGUGUUUAUGGCUUGUUCACACUGGUAAGUUUGAAUCAAAUUAUGUUUUAUUAUGUUGCACACGUCGCAUUUGGUAAGAUGUUAGUGUUAGAAAGCUAAGCUAAGCUUGCUGCGGGUUACAAACAACGUACAUUAUUUGGGAAAAGUACCCCUAAACUUUAAAAUAUAUUUCCCACAUCAAUGCAGUGUGUUUCAAUUUUGAAACAGAUUUUUCCAGAAGACACCACACAGUGACAAGUUUACCUUUGAAAGACGACGUAUAAAAUGAUGUGGUUUUACGCAAACCCAAAGUUGGUUUGUCUGUGAGCCUUUAGAGCAGGGGUCACCAACGGGGUGCCCGCAGGCACCAGGUAGCCCGUAAGGACCAGAUGAGUAGCCCGCUGGCUCGUUCUAAAAAUAGCUCAAAUAGCAGCACUUACCAGUAAGCUGCCUCUAUUUUUUAAAUUGUAUUUAUUUACUAGCAAGCUGGACUCGCUUUGCUCGACAUUUUUAAUUCCAAGAGAGACAAAACUCAAAUAGAAUUUGAAAAUCCAAGAAAAUACUUUAAAGACUUGGUCUUCACUUGUUUAAAUAAAUUCAUUUAUUUUUUUACUUUGCUUCUUAUAACUUUCAGAAAGACAUUUUCAGAGAAGAAAUACAACCUUAAAAAUGAUUUUAGGUUUUUUAAACACAUAUACCUUCUUACCUUUUAAAUUCCUUCCUCUUCUUUCCUGACAAUUUAAAUCAAUGUUCAAGUAAAUUAAUUUUUUUAUUGUAAAGAAUAAUAAAUACAUUUUAAUUUAAUUCGUCAUUUUAGCUUCCAUUUUUUCGUCGAAGAAUAUUUGUGAAAUAUUUCUUCAAACUUAUGAUUAAAAUUCAAAAAAAUAUCCUGAAAAAUCUAGAAAAUCUGUAGAAUGAAAUGUAAAUCUUAUUUCAAAGUCUUUUGAAUUUCUUUUAACAUUUUUGUUCUGGUAAAUCUAGAAGAAAUUAUGAUUUGUCUCUGUUAGAUAUAUAGCUUGGUCCAAUUUGUUAUAUAUUCUGACAAAGUGCAGAUUGGAUUUUAACCUAUUUAAAACAUGUCAUCAAAAUUCUAAAAUUAAUCUUAAUCAGGAAAAAUUACUAAUGAUGUUCCAUAUAUUCUUUUUUAAUUUUUUUCAAAAAGAUUCGAAUUAGCUGGUUUUUCUCUUCUUUUUUUCGGUUGAAUUUUGAAUUUUAAAGAGUCGAAAUUGAAGAUAAACUAUGUUUCAAAUUUUAAUCUUAAUUUUUUUUCCUGUUUUCUCCUCCUUUAAACCGUUCAAUUAAGUGUUUUUUUUUCAUCAUUUAUUCUCUACAAAAAACCUUCCGUAAAAGGAAAAAAAAUGUACGACGGAAUGACAGACAGAAAUACCCAUUUUUUUAAAUAUAUACCUGUAUAUAGAUUUAUUUAUUUAAGGGUAAAUUGAGCAAAUUGGCUAUUUCCGGCAAUUUAUUUAAGUGUGUAUCAAACCGGUAGCCCUUCGCAUUAAUCAGUACCCAAGAAGUAGCUCUUGGUUUCAAAAAGGUUGGUGACCCCUGCUUUAGAGACUAGGGCUGUACAAAAACUGACUGGGUUGACAAUUGAGAUACAGGACAUGUUCGGCAACUUGCUCAUGUCUUGAUCACUUCCACCAAUUGUACUUAUUUUUUAAGACGGCGAGCCUUUGGAACAGGAUGCAGUUUGUUUUGUACAGUCCCUUGAGUUUUGACAUUCGCACGAUCUAUUUUAAUCCAGUUUGUUGCUCUGUCUCACAAUGCCGCUGGUUGAGUACAGCCAUGUAAACAAACACUUUGUCCAGGCGCCACAAUGCAUUGGGAGCCUUAUUAUCAUGUUAACUUUGACAGCCCUAUUAAUAUAUGUACAUUAUUUUUCUAAAUAUGUCAUGGGCCAAUUAAAAGAAACAAGCUGCAUGUACCGCCAUGCCUACUUUGCUUAUUGUUUACAUUAAACACGUUGCAAAAAGCUUGUUUUGUGGCCCUAAAGACUAUCUAAGUAUUUGUACAACUACACUCUACGUUCUAUUAUAUUUUGAACAGAAUUUAGAAAAAAAGGCUAGGUAGAGGGUCAUUUUUGGUCAUAUUUAAUACAAUAAGGCAGGGGUGUCAAACUCAAAUACAGAGUGGGCCAAAAUUUAAAACUGAACAAAGCCGCGGGCCGAGGUUGAACAAAUUAAUCUUUUAAUAGGGACCCAAACAAGUUUUUCAUUGUAUAUUGAACAAGCAAGGCUUAUAUAACUUUAUAGUGACAUGCAAAAUUGAGUUUAAAAUAAUAAUUAAAAAAUAUCAAUGGCAUAUCAAAUCAAAUUUAAAUGAAAAUUGAAUGCCUCUUUUAAAUUUGUAGCCUUCUGAGGUAAACAUUAACAUUACCUUUUUCCAGAGGCCAUUACAUUUGAAAAUAAAAUGAUGAAUGAAUUAACCAUUCAGGCCUUUUUACUGCUCAGUUAAUGUCGGGGCUCAGGUGGGUGGGAUUAGGGGGGCGGGAUUUGUUGGUAGCGGGGAGGUGGUGGUGUAUAUUGUAGCGGUCCGGAAAAGUUAGUGCUGCAAGGGGGUUCAGGUAUUUGUUCUACUGUGUUUAUAUUGUGUUACGGUGCAGAUGUUCUCCCGAAAUAUGUUGGUCAUUCUUGUUUGGUGUGGGUUCACAGUGUGGCGCAUAUUUGUAACAGUGUUGAAGUUGUUUAUAUGGCAACCCUCAGUGUGACCUGUAUGCUGUCGAUCAAGUAUGCCUUGCAUUUACUUACAUGUGUGUAGAAGCCACAUAUAUUACGUGACUGGACCGGCACGCUGUUUGUGAGGAGGAAAAACAGACUUGACGACAGGUGGUAGGGGACGCUAAAGGCAGUGCCUUUAAGGCACACCCCCAAUAUUGUUGUUCGGGUGGAAUUCGGGAGAAUGGUUGGACCGGGAGAAUUUCGCGAGGGGCACUGAAAUUCGAGAGUCUCCCGGGAAAAUCGGUGAAUGCGGCGUUACAGCGGCACCGCUGUAUGACACCGGCACUUACAGAUAUUGCCUCAAGGGCCAAAUGAAAUUACCAGGUGGGCCAAAUUUGGCCCGCGGGCUAGAGUUUGACACCUAUGCAAUAAGGUGUUCGGAUUAUGUGCUGUUUGUCGUACGAGCUGUGCUGGGUUGGGUUUGGGCUGAGGAGGUCAGGACACGGUAAAAGAAAUGUUUUAGCAUGAAAAAGAAAAAAAUCAAAUCCCAUCUGAACUAUAAACAAAAUAAACAGAUAAAUGUUUCUGUUUAAUUUUGCAAAGCAACUGUGAGUAGUAGGUGACUGAAAGCGGCCACAACAGAGAAAACAAUGUUUUAUUACGUCUCUAGUCUAUCACCUUAUUGAGCAAAACUGUUUGUCGGCCGUAACCACAACACACACAUAGCAACACUGGUCAUUGUCUGCCGUAUAAACCAGGCUUAAACCAACUCUUUGUCAUCUGUCGUACUGUAUCGACAGCAACCGUUCUCUCGCUCUCAUUUGCACCAACGCACGCACUCCCCGCAUUUCGCCAGUGAUGCAUUUACAGCCAUCCAAAAAGUCUGAUAACGCCAACACCAGACAAUGUUUCAAUUCCAGAUUGUUACAGUAUGAAUCCCCAAACAGAAGUGCUUUUUCUCCUGUCAUUUAAUAAGAAUGUUACUUUGUCGUAUGAAUAUUAAUCAUGGAAUGCUGUUACUAGUGAAGUGAAUUAAUUAACUCGUAUUAUGUUUUGAACAUGGUGAAUGUUUAUAAUCAUCUGGCAGAAAGCAAACCACCAGUUUUAAAUGGUAGGUAUUUUAGUUUGGGCACAUUAGUACUGACAUUUGUGUGUGGAUUGGAUUAGUUUUCACGGAAGAAUGGUGUGCAAAGGUCUAUCCGUCAGAAGACACUCAAUGUCAGAAUCUAAGAUACGACCUUCAUCUGUUCAUCUUCACUUACAUACAAACAUAUCCUUUAAUGGUCAGGGUGGGCUGUCCUGAUUUAGCACACGCCCAGAGACAAGAAGGAGGAAUAUAACAGUGAUGGAUGGUUUGGCUUCUCCAAGUUAGGAAUGCUUCAUUUUUGACCUGACCUCCUCCAGGAACUGCAGUCCUGUAUAGUGACACUCACUUGUAAUAAAGCAACUUUUGGUUCAGUAAA
This is a messenger RNA of Nerophis ophidion (straightnose pipefish), 7349 nucleotides long. It is a transcript of the gene st6galnac4, whose product is annotated as ST6 (alpha-N-acetyl-neuraminyl-2,3-beta-galactosyl-1,3)-N-acetylgalactosaminide alpha-2,6-sialyltransferase 4. The coding region runs from base 232 to 1116 and encodes 294 amino acids. The record is from RefSeq and is a predicted model, not a curated record. Lineage: Eukaryota; Metazoa; Chordata; Actinopteri; Syngnathiformes; Syngnathidae. Gene Ontology annotation, biological process: ganglioside biosynthetic process; oligosaccharide metabolic process. Gene Ontology annotation, molecular function: alpha-N-acetylgalactosaminide alpha-2,6-sialyltransferase activity. The transcript has 5 exons.